Molecule: messenger RNA, 1220 nt
Organism: Eurytemora carolleeae
Lineage: Eukaryota; Metazoa; Arthropoda; Copepoda; Calanoida; Temoridae
Product: chlorophyllase-1
Exons: 11
Coding region: 23-1084 (353 amino acids)
Source: RefSeq, a predicted model, not a curated record
CUUUAGUUCACUAGUACCGAGGAUGAAUAUAUUACAAGUAUCAGGCCAGGUAUUAGGCCUAUACCUAGGCCUAUUUAUAGGGUCGGCACAAGCCUUUGAUCCCUUCACAUCUGGACCCUAUGCAUCACAACACAAGACCUACUACGCUCUAGUGAAUACAGAUCUGCAUAACAUGAUUGAUGUUUGGGUUCCAGAUACCCUAGAUACUGUAGACUCUCCUAUAUUAUUCAUGGUUGGAGGGAUGGGAGGUCUGCUUCCUGGGGUUGCAUACUCUACUAUAUUUGAAAGAGUGUCGAGCUAUGGAUUUACAGUAGUUCAACCCUGGAUUCUUGGCAACAAUCCUAUCAGCAAUUAUGAUGGUAUUUGGUUGGAUGAUGUAAUGACUUGGGUAGAGAAUCAUUUAAAAGAAAAAUUAGAUUCAGAUGGGAUAGGUAUUGGCGCUGUUCUAAAUCAUAGAAACGUGUUCCUUGGCUCACAUUCUGCAGGGGGGCAUGUUACUGUGGAAUACCUAAAGCAUCAUUGUGGAGAUGUGAAAGGAAGCAUAUUAAUGUCUCCAGUUGAUGGAUUUGAUCCAUUUGGUUGGAUCGAUCUGUUUGCUAUCACUCCAGGAGAAUAUCUUAAUUAUGAAAUUCCCUCGUUAAUUCUAAUGUGCGGACUGGAUGCAGUGAAAGGCAUUGAUGGGUUGGGAGAUUUAGUUCCAGCUUGUGCACCAGAAGAUCUCAGUAAUCUCAGAUUCUAUGAUGCCCUGCCUGGAAAUACCUGGCUUAUAAAUGCUACCGACUAUGGACAUGGGGACUGCCUGGAUCAGUUCUUUGUAGAUGCAAUUCAGUUUACACAUUUCUGCGGAUCUGCCGAUGAUUCUGUUCCAAGAGAGGAAUACAGAAGUUUUAUUGGAGGAGAGAUUGUUACGUUCAUGUCUCAUACUCUUGGGUUGCAGGAUUGCACUAUUUCUAGAUAUAUGGAGGAUCCAAGCUUGAUGCCAGUGAAAGCAACAGUUUUGAAGAAAGACAGUGUAGUUUCCGAACAUGAUGCUUGCUUGCAGGCAAAUUGUGCUUGGCAGUCAGACCCUUUUCCUCACGAGUAAAUGUGAGGGGUGUAAAUCUAAUUAAUUUGUAAAUAAAUGUGUAAAUAAUCAAUAUUUGAAUUAAACUCUCAAUGCUAUUUCAAAUCGUAUUGUAUGUAAUUAAUGUAAUUAAGUAUGUAAUUAUAUUUUAAUCUCA